UAAAAACGUCUUCGCGGAGCAACAAGUGAACUUAAAAUUAAAGGGCAACAGUGUUAAAAUGACAAAGAGACUUAUGCUUCUCCUGUUUUUUAUUGAGCUGCUUGUUGCUAUCACUGAUGCACGUAAUGAAACCCAACAGAAUCCACCGCCACAGCUGGCACACGUUGAACAGUGCGGUACGACUCAAAAGAUGGUUGACGAAUGCUUUAAGGAUUUACCUCCACAUCUAAUGGAGUUUUUACAAAAUACUAAAAUCGUCAUAAGCAAACAGGAGAUCAUGGCUAAGUGCAUUGUAUUCAAUCGGGGCAUGAAAUGCUUUGAUGCUUAUUCAGCGCGUUGUCUGCAGAAUCGAAAGCUAAGCCUAUUUAAAAAUAAUAUCGAUGGAGCUCGGAAGUUUUUCAACAAAUUCUGCUCCGAUGAGGAUUUUCAGCGAGAUUAUCUGCGCCACAAAGAUUGUUUCACUCACAUUCAGCCGGAUUGGAUUAGCUGCACUACAGAGUUUGAAAACAUACUCACAGAUGAUUUGCACGAUAAUAAACGCAAUGCCAGCGAUAAAUUCAUGGAAUUUUGUUGUGCACGUUACGCAUACGAGAAUUGCAUCUACAAUAGUGCACGGUACAAGUGCUACAAGCAUUCGGCUGAAUUCGCACGUGAAACCGCCAAAAUGUUGUCGGAUGAGAAGCACUUUCAGAAUUGCCGUCACUUGGAGGACAUCUGUGCGCGCUCGGUACGCAUUGCCUGGAUAUCGAGCAGUUUUUAUCCCCUGGCUCUGGUACUGAUGCUGCGUUUUCUGCGGCACAUUGCCAGACCGUAGAAUUGACACUUUCUCUUGGUUGUGUUGGUGUAGGUUGUCCAAUUGAAAAUGCAUAGCAUUGAGCAAUUCGCUUGGAAUGGCCGUGUGAUUCUCUGGGGUGGGUAAUUGCGUCGGACAGCGGCACUUUUUAGUCUUAAAGUUCUCAAAUAUGUAUAUGUAAAUGGAUUAUUUGUGUGAAUAUUUGUGUAUUAAAUAAAUUUAGCUUGAGUUCAGCAA
Molecule: messenger RNA, 1030 nt
Organism: Drosophila innubila
Lineage: Eukaryota; Metazoa; Arthropoda; Insecta; Diptera; Drosophilidae
Exons: 4
Coding region: 59-814 (251 amino acids)
Source: RefSeq, a predicted model, not a curated record